UUGGCCAAGAGUCAAGGCCAUGCACACACACAGCAAAAGAUCCUCUAUCUCUCUUCUUUUAUUUUCCUUGUUUUGUUUUCUUUGUUAAUGAAUGGCAGUUGAAAGCCGUUAGAGAGGAGAUAAAGAUGUUGGGCUGUUGGAGGGUAACGCCUUGCCUCUCCAGUGAGUACACAAGUGGGUUUUGCUGCAGGGCAAAUGAUCUGCAGACCCAUGUCAAUGGAGUCGAGAACAAGAAGAAGAAGAAGGUGGUUGUAGUUGGGUCUGGCUGGGCUGGACUUGGUGCUGCUCAUCACCUCUGUAAGCAGGGCUUUGAAGUCACAGUCCUUGAAGGUGGCAAUGAUCCUGAAUCCAGGAAAAUGCUGAUUCCUGAUGAUGCCGGUAUUCAUGGUUUCUGGUACCCCUAUCGUAAUAUAUUUAGCCUGGUUGAUGAGCUGGAUAUCAAGCCCUUCACAAACUGGACAAGUUCUGCCCACUAUUCAGGAGAGGGAAUGGAGGUUGAAUUUCCAAUAUUCCAAGAUCUAACUCAACUACCGACUCCAUUAGGAACGUUAUUCUACACCCAAUUUGUCCGGCUUCCAUUGCUGGAUCGAUUAUCAUCCCUUCCUCUAAUGGCUGCAGUUGUUGACUUCGACAACACUGACACUGCUUGGAGGAAAUAUGAUUCAAUUACUGCAAGGGAGCUUUUCAGACAGUUUGGCUUCUCACAGAGGCUCUAUCAGGACGUUUUUGAUCCAUUACUUCAAGUAGGUCUCUAUGCUCCAGCAGAGCAAUGCAGUGCAGCUGCUACUCUGGGAAUACUAUACUAUAUUGUUCUUGCACACCAGAAAGAUUUCGAUUUUGUAUGGUGUCGUGGAACAGUCAGAGACAAGAUUUUCAAGCCAUGGAUGGACUACAUGAGAGCUAAUGGUUGUGAAUUUAUAGAGAGCAGAAGAGUGACAGAUUUCUUAUUUAAUGAGGAAACAGGAUGCAUUUCAGAAGUAGUUUGUGGCAGAGAGAAGUACACAGCCGAUGCAGUUGUAUUAGCCGUUGGGAUCUCUACACUUCAGGAUAUCAUUAAGAACAGUGCAGCAUUAAGUACAAGGGAGGAGUUUUUGAAAGUUCUAAACUUGGCUGGAAUUGAUGUUCUCACUGUUAAGCUCCGGUUUGAUCGAAAGGUUAACAUUCCAAAAGCAGUUAAUACUUGCUCUGGUUUUGAUGAUUCAUGUGGCUGGACUUACUUUGACCUGAAUGCAAUCCAUGACGAGUAUAAAGAUGAUCCAGUGACAGUCUUACAAGCUAAUUUUUAUCAUGCAAAUGAGUUGCUGCUGCUGAAAGAUGAGCUCAUAGCUGCAAAAGUGAUGCAUCAGCUUGCAAAGUACAUCAAGGACUUGGAGAACGCUUCAGUUGUUGGUCAGGAGAUUGAAAGAUUUCCAAAGUCUUUGACUCACUUUUUUCCAGGUUCAUACAAAUACAUGAUGCGUGGAUCGACGUCUUUUCCAAACUUGUUCAUGGCGGGGGAUUGGAUCGUAACCCGACAUGGUUCAUGGCUUCAGGAGAAAUCAUAUGUGACAGGACUUGAAGCAGCUAACAGGGUUGUGGACUACCUGGAGGAAGGGAGUUUUGCUAAGAUAAUACCGGUGGAAGAAGACGAACCCCACAUUCAAGCUCUUCGAAACCUUAACAGAAACCUUAAUGAUGUAAAAGCUCAGCUGCCAUGGUCUGAUUAUUUCCUCCCUUGAGGCCAUUCUUUGAUCAUCAGCUCAUGUCGUAUUUGAAUUUGUAUUUAUACUGAUGAUUUUGUGUUUGUUUUCUUGGAGUGGAGAGGAAAUGGAUGAUAGAAAGAAUGACUAAAAUUUUACUGUAUCGAGAUCUUAAUAUCAGUCAUUAGAUUUUAAUAUACAAUGCAACUCUUUGUGUAUCAUUUGGAUUUCAUUAGUUGAA
Messenger RNA from Vitis riparia (riverbank grape), 1920 nucleotides. RefSeq lists its product as uncharacterized. Bases 126 to 1718 code for a protein of 530 amino acids. The transcript has 13 exons. The record is from RefSeq and is a predicted model, not a curated record. NCBI's taxonomy places the organism in Eukaryota, Viridiplantae, Streptophyta, Magnoliopsida, Vitales, Vitaceae. Gene Ontology annotation, molecular function: oxidoreductase activity.